UAUUGCCUCCUAAUUUGGACAUACAAGUCAAUAUGCUCCUAUAUUUUUUCACCCGUCGCAACAAAACUGAAUAUUACAAUAAAGUAAAAACAUGAACAUUGUAUGCCAUACCAUCUGUUUGGUGUUGACGACCCCGGCCAGUGAGCGAUGACUCUCGGUCAGCGAGGAGGAGGACCGAAGCUGCUGCUGGGUUAAAAAAAAAUAUAUUCAAGGAGGAAGUGAAACGACGAUGGAGAAAUGGAUGACACACAGGACGGGGCCAGCUUGACGCCGAUGGAUGAUAUGUUUGCUUCAACCGGGAUGGCUUAGGAGGAAGCGCAUCCGAAAGCGACACUUUAUUCGCGAUCCUACCGCUUAUAGCAUGUUAGCAUGCCCGUUUGACGUGUCGCGGUUACUUUCCAGGUGUGGCGGGGGGAGUUUUCGUGACGCAAACGUUCGUUUUUGUGUUAAUUACUCGACGACGGGAUAGAACGCGGUCUUAAAAUUGUGGCGAGUUUUGUCAAGACGCUGCUAGCAGCUAGCUAAAAUUGAGUUAAGCUAAUUAGCUGUUGGGACGGUCAUAGAGCUGUCUAUGCAUUGGUGUAAUUAUUAAAAGCGGUUUAAAGGCACUUUUUUGCAUCAUGUGUGCACAGUGGUCCAACUAAUCACUGUUGCCGUUUUCGCAUGGAUGUGAGAAAAUGCUCAUCACUGCAUCCAUUGUACCUGGCCUAAAUUCCUAACAUCUUUAUUGCCAAAAUUGACCACCUAUACUCAAGUAGCUAUGCGCGUUUCGUCGUUUUUGGCCGUGUUCAGGCCUGUUUUACCCCUGAUCCUCGGGCUGUCUCUGGGCUGCAGCCUGAGCCUCCUGAUGGUCUCCUGGACUCAAGGGGACACGGAGGAGUCCUGCAGAGACGAGCUGGGCCACGGGAAUCUUUUCCUGGGCAGGGGAGAUGCUCAGAGGGACUCAAGGGACGCAGGUGGGGAGGAGGACUUUCAGCCACGUAUCGUGCCCUACAACAGGGACCCCAACAAGCUGCACAAGAAAGUACUGAGGACUCGCUAUAUCCACACAGAGCUGGGCAUCAGAGAGCGCCUCCUGGUGGGUGUUCUGACCUCCCGCGCCACCCUCAACACCCUAGCCGUGGCGGUCAACCGCACGGUGGCCCACCACUUCCACCGCACCUUCUUCUUCACGGGCCUGCGCAGCCCCAAGGUGCCGCACGGCAUGGCGGUGGUGGCGCACGGCGACGACCGCCCCGUGUGGCUGAUGUACGAGACGGUGCGCCACCUCCACCAGCACUACGGCGCCGACUACGACUGGUUCCUUCUGGCCCAGGACGACACGUACAUGCAGGCGCAGCGUCUCUCCGAGCUGGUGGGCCACCUGAGCGCGGGCCAGGACGUCUACAUGGGCCGGGCGGAGGAGUUCAUCGGCGGCGAGGAGAAGGCGCGCUACUGCCACGGCGGGUACGGCUACCUGCUGUCCCGCAGCCUGCUGGCGCGUCUGCAGCCGCACCUCGACUCCUGUCGCAACGACAUCCUCAGCGUCAGGCCCGACGAGUGGCUGGGCCGCUGCAUCAUCGACUACCUGGGUCUCAGCUGUGUGGAGGUCCACCAGGAGAUGACGUAUCGUUACUUUGAGCUGGGGAAAAACGCCGACCCGGAACGUGAAGACGGCACACAGUUUAAAAACGCUUUCACCGUCCAUCCGGUGUCGGAGCCCAAUCUGAUGUACCGCCUGCACAAGCGCUUCAGCCAGCUUGAGCUGGAAUGGACCUACAUGCAGAUACAGGAGAUGCAGAUGCAGAUAAACAACCUGAGCGACUUGACACCCGAGGGCAAGGCGGGUGUCACGUGGCCGGUGGGCAUCAACCCCCCCUUCAAACCCAGAACGCGCUUUGAGGUGAUCAACUGGGAGUACUUCACGGAGGAGCACAUCUACUCCUGCGUGGACGGCUCCCCCAAGUGUGAGAUGAGGGGCGCCGACCGCGCCGACGUCAACUCUGUGCUGGAGAUCGCGGUGGAGCGCCUGAACGAGCGCUACCAGCCGCAGCUGCGCUUCCUCAAGCGGCGCCUGCUCAACGGCUACCGGCGCUUCGACCCCACACGCGGCAUGGAGUACGUGCUGGACCUGGCGCUGGAGGCGUACACCCAGAAGGGUCACAGCCAGGUCAUCGCCAAGCGGGUCAACCUGCUGCGGCCGCUGAGCGCCGUGGAGAUCAUCCCCAUGCCUUACGUGACGGAGGCCACGCGGGUGCAGGUCAUACUCCCCGUCACCGCCCAGGAUCAGGACUACGUGGGCAACUUCCUGGACAUGUACGUGGUGAACACGCUGGACACGCAUGACAACGUCCUGCUCACCUUCCUCUUCAUCUACGACCCCUUCGACGCCCAGCGGGUCAGCCAGACGGACGUGUUUGCCGGCGUCAAGGCCAUGAUCGGCGAGGUAGAGAAGCGCUACGGCGACGUGAAGAUCCCCUGGAUCAGCGUCAAGACGGAGGUGCCCUCGCAGGUGAAGCUGAUGGACAUCAUCUCCAAAAAGCACCCUGUGGACACGCUCUUCUUUCUGGCCAGCGUGUGGACGGAGGUCAACGCCGACUUCCUGAACCGCUGCCGGAUGAACGCCAUCAGCAGCUGGCAGGUCUUCUUCCCCGUCCACUUCCAGGAGUACAGCCCGGCCGUGGUCUACCGCGACCAGCAGCCCUCCGCCGCCUCCUCCUCGUCCUUCGCCUCAGAGUCGCUGCGGGACGGCCACUUCGACCGCCGCCUCUUCGACGAGGCCUGCUUCUACAACGCCGACUACAUGACCACGCGCACCAAGAUGGCGGCCGACAUCCUGGACAACGAGGAGAUGCUGGAAAGCAUGGACGUGUACGACAUAUUCGUCCGCUACUCCGGCCUGCACGUGUUCCGAGCCGUGGAACCGGCGCUGGUUCAGAAGCACGUGCGACGGGCCUGCAACCCGCGCUUCAGCGAGGACAUCUACCAUCGCUGCGUCCUCAGCAACCUGGAGGGGCUGGGGUCACGCUCCCAGCUCGCCAUGGCGCUGUUUGAGCAGGAGCAGGCCAACAGCACCUAGCUAGGACAUCCUUAACUGUUUCACUUGAAGAACCUGACAGGACUUCUACUCCACAGAACAUUCAGGGGUGAAAUAUUUACACACUUUUACACUCCAACUGAAGAUGGCGUUUAUUCCAAACCAACCAACCAAUUUCUUUUUUAUACUGUAAAUAAGUUGCUGCCUUUCUUUGUUUACGUUGGUUUGAGCAACAUGAAGGUCCAAAAAGCAGACUCUCCACCCCUGCCCGGGCCUCCUACCUCGCCAAAUGUCUACUGUGGUGAAUCGGUGGAACAAAGCUGAAUGCUUCACUUCACUCAGCCUUCCCCUUUCACAAAGGGGGUGCUGUAGCCCCCCCACCACCUGCACACCUCACCCAGAGGAGGAGCCCACAGUGAAAGGGGUCUUUUUCUGACGGGAUGGAACGCAUCACACACACACACCAUUUUCCAACAAUAAAAAGCUUUGACACUU
Messenger RNA from Dunckerocampus dactyliophorus (ringed pipefish), 3511 nucleotides. RefSeq names its product chondroitin polymerizing factor 2 (gene chpf2). The record is from RefSeq and is a predicted model, not a curated record. Gene Ontology annotation, molecular function: glucuronosyl-N-acetylgalactosaminyl-proteoglycan 4-beta-N-acetylgalactosaminyltransferase activity. The coding region runs from base 761 to 3058 and encodes 765 amino acids. Gene Ontology annotation, cellular component: Golgi cisterna membrane. NCBI's taxonomy places the organism in Eukaryota, Metazoa, Chordata, Actinopteri, Syngnathiformes, Syngnathidae. The transcript has 4 exons.